Funneliformis mosseae is the source of this 1247-nucleotide messenger RNA. The record is from the annotation of a GenBank genome assembly. NCBI's taxonomy places the organism in Eukaryota, Fungi, Glomeromycota, Glomeromycetes, Glomerales, Glomeraceae.
CUGAUAAUCAAAUUACAAAGCAAACUAUCAAUUAUAAUAAUAUUAAUGAAUCAAAAGUACGAAAUAAUGCAGACUGUAAAGCUAUUUCAGAAUUUAUUUCAGUAAAAGCAACUAUUUCUCCCGGUACUUCUGCCAUUUCUUAUAAUGAAGUUGAAAAAUUACAAAUAUUACUUAGUAGAAGAAAAAGUGAUAUUGACUGUAUGUUGAAAUCACAACCUAUUUAUGGGAUAGGAAUUGAUUUUCAAAAAUUUUCUGCUAAACCAUGCAUUAUUUGUUGGGUUAUUAAACCUCUUGAUAAUUCAGUCUUAGAAUGUCUUGAAACUAUGUUUGAUGAUCAAUAUGAAAUUAUAUAUCAAGUAAUUCCUAUAAAUAAAUCAAGUAAUGGUGACGAUAUUAAUGAAAAUAAUAGUAAAAAUAGUAAUUUUUAUAGUAGUAGUAAUGAUGACGGAAAUAGUGAUAAUGGUAAUAGUGAUAAUAAUGAAAUUACUCGUGAACUUCAUGAAAUGACAGUUAGAAACCUAAAAUUUGAUAUUGAAGUAAAUGAUUGUGGAAUAGGAAAUAUGCUUAGUAAUAAUUGUCAAUCACUUAAAAAUCAAGGUGUUGGUUACUUACUUCAUUCUAUUAAAGUUCGUGUUUCUUCAAUACCUGAAAAUGCAUUCGUGGUAGUAGGUGAAUCACAGCCAAAGCAGCAAUACCCAGUGAUUGAAGUUUCAAAUAGUGUGGAAAAGGGUUUUAUGAUAGCAUUUUCUAAUUUAAUAGGUAAUAUAAAAAAGGCUCACAAUGUUAAAUCCACUUUAAAUAAAUGGAAUAUAAAGAAAGUACGUGAUCGUAAAGGAGAGUGCUGGUCACAUCAACAUAAUGACAAUUAUCCUGACGAAGAUAAUACUAAUAGGGGAGGUCAUUCUCCCGGAUUUCAUUCUGGCCAUUGGCAUAUGAAGGAAAGGAUGAAUGGAUUUUGUAUUAAUAUUUCUCAAGAAUUACAUUUUCAAUAUAAGAUAUUUAGAAAGUUCAGAACUCUUCCAAAUACAAAACCAAAGCUAUUACCGUGCCCCAAGAUGGCUCAUAACCUAGAAAUAUCGUUUAACGAUCUUACAAAUUUUAAUGAAAAAUUAGCAAAUAUCAAAAAGCACUAUUAUGAAAAUGACGAGAUUAAAAUUAUUGUUGGAAAUAAUGAAGAGGAGAAAAUAGAAGAAAGCUUUCAAAAUUUGGAUGGAAACAUCAAACGUUCGAAAUUAGUUUUAACAUGA